AUGGGUACCGCUUCUUCGCUCGUGAGCCCCGCGGGCGGGGAGGUGAUCGAGGACACGUACGGGGCGGGCGGCGGCGAGGCCUGUGAGAUCCCGGUGGAGGUGAAGCCCAAGGCCCGCCUGCUGCGCAGCUCGUUCCGCCGGGCCCCGGGUGUGGCGGCUGCGGGAGCCGGGCCGGGUUCGCUGCCCCGUGGAGCGGGCGGCGGCGGGCUGCUAGGGGCCAGCUUCAAGUCUACUGGUUCGUCGGUGCCCGAGCUGGAAUACGCGGCUGCUGAGUACGAGCGGCUGAAGAAGGAGUACGAGAUCUUCCGGGUCAGCAAGAACCAGGAGUUGUUAUCCAUGGGCCGCCGGGAGGCCAAGCUGGACACGGAGAACAAGCGGCUGCGGGCCGAGCUGCAGGCACUUCAAAAAACUUACCAGAAGAUACUUCGGGAAAAGGAAAGUGCUUUAGAAGCAAAAUACCAAGCAAUGGAGAGAGCAGCUACAUUUGAACAUGACAGAGAUAAAGUUAAGAGGCAAUUUAAGAUUUUUAGGGAGACCAAGGAAAAUGAAAUUCAGGAUUUAUUGAGGGCCAAGAGAGAGUUGGAGAGCAAACUUCAGAGGCUACAGGCUCAGGGGAUCCAUGUAUUUGAUCCCGGAGAGUCUGAUUCAGAUGACAACUGUACAGAUGUUACUGCUGCUGGAACCCAGUGUGAAUAUUGGACUGGUGGAGCCUUGGGAAGUGAGCCUUCUAUAGGGAGUAUGAUCCAGCUUCAGCAAUCCUUCCGGGGCCCUGAGUUCGCCCACAGUUCUAUAGACGUGGAAGGACCCUUUGCUAAUGUCAACAGAGAUGACUGGGAUAUUGCUGUGGCUAGUUUAUUGCAAGUUACCCCCUUGUUUUCACAUUCUCUAUGGAGUAACACUGUCAGAUGUUACCUCAUUCAUACAGAUGAAACCCAGCCUGAAAUGGAUCUUUUCCUUAAGGAUUACUCACCUAAACUUAAGAGAAUGUGUGAGACAAUGGGAUAUUUUUUCCACGCUGUGUAUUUUCCAAUCGAUAUUGAAAAUCAAUACCUCGCUGUAAGAAAAUGGGAAAUUGAGAAAAGUUCAUUAGUUAUCUUAUUCAUUCAUUUAACCUUACCAAGCCUUUUAUUGGAAGACUGUGAAGAAGCUUUUCUGAAAAACCCCGAAGGCAAACCACGAUUAAUUUAUCAUCGUUUGGAGGAUGGGAAAGUCAGUUCUGACUCUGUCCAGCAACUGAUUGAUCAAGUUUCUAACCUGAACAAGACCAGCAAAGCCAAGAUCAUUGAUCACUUGGGAGAUCCUGCAGAAGGAGUCUAUAAAACCUAUAUUUAUGUAGAAAAGAUUAUUAAACAGGACAUCCUGGGCUUUGAAAACACAGACCUGGACACCAAGGAUUUGGGCAGUGAAGAUUCUAUUCCAGAAGAAGAUGAUUUUGGUGAUGUUCUAUGGGACAUACAUGAUGAACAAGAGCAAAUGGAAGCUUUUCAGCAAGCUUCAAAUUCAGCCCAUGAGUUGGGAUUCGAAAAAUACUACCAGCGCCUUAAUGAUCUUGUGGCAGCACCAGCACCAAUUCCACCCCUUCUUGUAUCCGGAGGACCAGGCUCUGGAAAGUCCCUUCUUUUAUCAAAGUGGAUCCAAUUACAACAGAAGAAUUCCCCUAACACACUAAUUCUUUCUCAUUUUGUGGGGAGGCCCAUGUCAACCAGCUCAGAGGCUUCCUUGAUUAUUAAACGACUGACUCUAAAGUUGAUGCAGCAUUCUUGGUCAGUAUCUGCUCUGACAUUGGAUCCUGCUAAGCUUUUGGAAGAAUUUCCACGUUGGCUGGAAAAACUCUCUGCCCGUCAUCAAGGCAGCAUCAUCAUCAUUAUCGAUUCUAUAGAUCAAAUUCAGCAAGUUGAAAAGCACAUGAAAUGGCUGAUAGAUCCACUGCCUGUGAAUGUAAGAGUAAUUGUUUCUGUGAAUGUGGAAACAUGCCCUCCAGCAUGGAGGCUGUGGCCUACUCUUCAUCUUGACCCUUUAAAUCCAAAAGAUGCAAAAUCUAUUAUAAUUGCAGAAUGCCACUCUGUAGACAUUAAAUUGAGUAAAGAGCAGGAGAAGAAGCUAGAACGACACUGUCGUUCUGCUACAACCUGCAACGCUCUUUACGUCACUCUUUUCGGCAAACUGAUUGCACGUGCUGGGAGAGCAGGCAAUUUAGAUAAAAUCCUUCUUCAGUGUUUCCAGUGUCAAGAUACUGUUUCAUUAUAUAGGCUUGUUCUGCGAUCUAUCCAGGAGUCCAUGGCAAAUGAUACAGAUAAAGAACUAAUGAAACAGAUUCUCUGCCUUGUAAAUAUUAGUCACAAUGGUGUGAAUGAGUCAGAAUUGAUGGAACUCUAUCCUGAGAUGUCCUGGACUGUCUUGACCUCCGUUAUUCACAGUUUACACAAAAUGUGUUUGUUGACUUAUGGUUGUGGUUUGCUCAAGUUUCAACAUCUACAGGCUUGGGAAACAGUGAGACUAGAAUACAUGGAAGGUCCCACCAUUAUUGCUGCAUAUAGACAAAAGCUAACUAAUUAUUUUACCAUGCAGCUAAGUCAGGACCGAGUGACUUGGAGGAGUGCAGAUGAACUGCCUUGGCUUUUCCAGCAGCAGGGAAGUAAACAGAAGCUGCAUGAUUGUCUUCUUAACCUCUUUGUGUCUCAAAACCUCUAUAAAAGAGGACACUUUGCUGAGUUGCUGAGUUAUUGGCAGUUUGUUGGCAAAGACAAAAGCGCGAUGGCAGCAGAAUACUUUGAUUCAUUGAAGCAGUAUGAGAAAACCUGUGAAGGCGAAGAGAGCAUGGUUUGCUUAGCUGACCUUUAUGAAACCCUGGGGCGAUUUCUCAAGGAUCUAGGCCUUCUCAGUCAGGCUGUUGUGCCUUUACAGAGGUCUCUGGAGAUUCGAGAAACAGCUUUAGAUCCAGAUCACCCACAAGUAGCUCAGUCUCUCCACCAGCUCGCAAGUGUGUAUGUGCAGUGGAAGAAGUUUGGCAAUGCAGAACAACUGUAUAAACAGGCAUUGGAAAUCUCAGAAAAUGCCUAUGGUUCAGACCAUCCACAUAUUGCUCGCGAACUUGAGGCACUUGCAACUUUGUACCAGAAACAAGAUAAAUAUGAACAAGCUGAACAUUUUAGGAAAAAAUCGUUUAAAAUUCGUCAGAAAGCUGCAAGGAGAAAAGGCAACUUGUAUGGAUUUUCCCUGUUACGUAGACGGGCCCUACAGUUAGAAGAGCUCACGUUAGGUAAGGAUACACCUGACAAUGCUCGGACCCUCAAUGAACUGGGUGUGCUGUACUAUCUUCAGAACAACCUGGAAACAGCUGAGCAGUUUCUGAAGCGUUCCUUGGAGAUGAGGGAGAGAGUUCUAGGACCAGAUCACCCUGACUGUGCCCAGUCUUUGAAUAAUCUGGCAGCUCUAUGCAAUGAAAAGAAACAGUAUGACAAAGCAGAAGAACUUUAUGAAAGAGCCUUAGACAUUCGGAGACGAGCAUUAGCUCCUGAUCACCCUUCUUUGGCUUAUACGGUAAAGCAUCUUGCGAUCUUAUACAAGAAAAUGGGUAAACUUGACAAAGCUGUACCUUUGUAUGAGCUGGCUGUUGAAAUCCGGCAGAAAUCCUUUGGCCCACAGCACCCAAGUGUAGCUACUGCCUUGGUGAACUUAGCUGUUCUUUAUAGCCAAAUGAAAAAACACAGUGAGGCCUUGCCGUUAUAUGAACGAGCAUUAAAGAUUUAUGAGGACAGCCUGGGUCGGAUGCAUCCUCGAGUUGGAGAAACACUAAAAAAUUUAGCUGUGCUUAGCUAUGAAGAAGGGGAUUUUGAAAAAGCUGCUGAACUAUACAAAAGGGCAAUGGAAAUAAAAGAAGCAGAAACGUCACUUUUGGGUGGAAAAGCUCCUUCCCAACACUCAUCAAGUGGAGAUACAUUUAGCUUAAAAACAACCCAUUCUCCUAAUCUUUUCCUUCAUCAAGGACAAAGGUGA
This is a messenger RNA of Rangifer tarandus platyrhynchus (Svalbard reindeer), 3996 nucleotides long. Lineage: Eukaryota; Metazoa; Chordata; Mammalia; Artiodactyla; Cervidae. The record is from the annotation of a GenBank genome assembly.